UAGGGACUAAUCUCAUCUUUUUAUUUCCCAAAAUACCCUUCUCCACUUUAACAAUAAAAGCUCCCUUUUAAUUUAAACUGCCACUAACAUAAAAACAUUAUAAAAAAAAAACCAGGCCUGGGUCUCCACCUCCAAUGGCGUCCAUGGCGACCCUUUUCGCCAAAACUCCGUACCCAUCUCAUGCUCUCCCCAAAACCUUCAAUACCCAUUUCACGCCAAGUCUCAAAGUUUCCUUUUCCCGUUGUUCCGGGUCCCGGGCUGGGAGGAGGCUCCGGGUUUCCUGCGGUUUGAUCGAACCGGACGGUGGGAAGCUCGUGGAGCUCUUCGUUGACGAGUCUCUGAGGAGAGAGAAGAAGAAAGAAGGUCUGGACUUGCCCAGAAUCAAUCUCUCCCGGAUCGAUCUCCAAUGGGUCCAUGUACUCAGCGAAGGUUGGGCCAGCCCUCUUCGUGGGUUCAUGAGAGAAUCCGAGUUCCUCCAAACGCUUCAUUUCAACUCGCUCCGACUCGAUGACGGGUCGGCAGUGAACAUGUCGGUGCCGAUUGUUUUGGCCAUCGACGAUUCGCAGAAACGCCGUAUUGGCGAGUCGACCCGAGUUGCUCUUGUUGACUCGGACGAUCAACUGGUGGCGAUUCUUAAAGAUAUUGAGAUCUACAAACACCAUAAAGAAGAACGGAUAGCAAGAACUUGGGGAACCACCGCCCCUGGCUUGCCUUAUGUUGAUCAAGCUAUAACCAAUGCUGGGAAUUGGUUGAUUGGGGGUGAUCUUGAGGUUUUAGAACCCAUCAAGUACCAUGAUGGCCUUGAUCGAUUUCGGUUCUCUCCUGCUGAACUACGUGAGGAAUUCACAAAGCGCAAUGCUGAUGCUGUGUUUGCUUUCCAGCUUCGAAAUCCUGUGCACAAUGGCCAUGCUUUGCUGAUGACUGAUACCCGUCGCCGGCUUCUGGAGAUGGGUUACAAGAAUCCUAUCCUCUUGCUCCAUCCUUUGGGAGGCUAUACUAAGGCGGAUGAUGUUCCACUUAGUUGGCGAAUGAAGCAACACGAAAAGGUUUUGGAGGAUGGUGUUCUUGAUCCAGAGACGACUGUGGUUUCCAUAUUCCCCUCUCCAAUGCACUAUGCUGGCCCAACUGAGGUGCAGUGGCAUGCAAAGGCCAGAAUAAACGCAGGGGCAAACUUUUACAUCGUUGGUCGUGACCCCGCUGGUAUGGGACAUCCGAUUGAGAAAAGAGAUCUAUAUGAUGCUGACCAUGGAAAGAAAGUAUUGAGCAUGGCACCUGGACUGGAGCGGCUUAACAUUCUUCCCUUUAAGGUUGCUGCGUAUGACAAAACUCAAGGAAAAAUGGCCUUCUUUGAUCCAUCAAGACAUCAGGACUUCAUCUUCAUAUCCGGCACCAAGAUGCGGACACUUGCGAGGAACAAAGAGAAUCCACCAGAAGGUUUUAUGUGUCCUGGUGGUUGGCAAGUGCUGGUUGAAUACUAUGAUAGUUUGGCAGUUCCCGCAGAGAACAGCAAAGUCAUCCCGGAAGCUGUUCCAGCUUAGAUAGAUUUUUGUUGCAACAUAAUAUGUAAUACCAUCUGAUUGGGAGAAACCUUAAUUACUAAUAUUCUCCUGUGUAAUCCAGGUUGUUGCUACAAGUUGUGUCAAGUUUUUCUUAAUAAAAAGCAUGUGAGGCUUUGGUACAGAAACAAAACUUGCCUCAUCUGUAAUUAGUGCCCAAAAUUGCAUCUUGCACUCUAGUGCAUUUGUGCAUGAGGGCGCAUUGUAUCAUAUUGGGGUUGCUUUUCAUGUAGGAGAUUAAUUGUGCUGCAAUGUCUUAUUUCAAUAUUGGAAUGCUCAAUCAACUGAUUCUGUUCAUAA
Molecule: messenger RNA, 1856 nt
Organism: Humulus lupulus (European hop)
Lineage: Eukaryota; Viridiplantae; Streptophyta; Magnoliopsida; Rosales; Cannabaceae
Product: ATP sulfurylase 1, chloroplastic-like
Exons: 5
Coding region: 135-1538 (467 amino acids)
Biological process (GO): sulfate assimilation
Molecular function (GO): sulfate adenylyltransferase (ATP) activity; adenylylsulfate kinase activity
Source: RefSeq, a predicted model, not a curated record